UUAGUCCUCCUAGACGAACUAAUCAACUCCACUUGCUCCGCGAAUGCUGCAGCUACUGGUUUGGCCUACCUCCACUCCCAAUACACUUCCUCCUUCCCGCACGCACUGGGCAUGCACACCGCAAACUCGGCUAUCGUCCCCGAGAGUCUUAGCAAUCAGUUAAGCCAAGCUGAUAGAGGAACGGUGACACCAGCCGAAGAAAAUGGCGGAGUUGUGGAGGAUGGGUCAGGUCGACGACGCUUAGUUUGUCUUGAUGAUGAUUCCGCACCGCCUACAGAUGCGUCUACCGGAUCUUCGUCAUCUUCAUCCAAUCCAGUGAUGGUUCACCUGACUGUUGGGGAAUGUUCCGCUUUGAACUCCGGGUUGGAUGAUCAAACCCCUUUGGCCUCUUUGUUAAUGAACGAAAGACGGGACGAACGUACCGGAUUAACUGUUUCCUUGGUUGACAGAACCAGACUGGUCCACUCCAACGGCGACGAACGUCAAGCGCCACCUUACUCCCAACCUACAUCCUCGUCUGCCCCAUUGGAUUCCUCUUUGGUCCCCACUUCUUCCUCCGCUUUCACUUGUUCCUCAUCCUUGUCGUCUUCGUCAUCUGGCUUGGGUGUGCACGUAUCCAGUAUAGAACGGGCUCCUUCACAUACCACUUUGUCGGACUCCACCAGUGCAUCCUGCAUCCCCGAUACCGGAAGUGUUGUUGUUUCAUCUACAGCGACAAAUAGCACAAGUUCCACGGGUGAAGUCAAGCAAAGAUUCGCGGGUAAACCGCUUACACGUGGUCUAUCCAGUCUUGGGGCCGGACGCCACAAAAAGUUCCCCGCUCUGUCCCAGUUGAAAAUGCCCGCGCCAAAUGCUUCCUCAUCUCUCCCGGCCAACUUGGUUGCUGCUGGUGGCGGUGCUCCCAGUUCACUCACCGGUCGCUUACCUCAAGGCACUUUUCUGCCCACACCCGAGGUUGAAUCGGUGUUAAAGAACUUAGAAACUUCCCGCGCGCCGGUCGCGCCAACUACGCUGGACGUGGUUCGUUCCUUGGAUUCCCAUGGUGCCUCCGCCUAUCCGCUGGAUUUACGCCUCACUCCGCCUGUGCCUACCGCUCAGACAUCGCAGUCUGCAACCGACCCAUUCGCUGCCGCAAUGCGAAUGGUCACUGCCGGUGGGCAUCUGGCCUCAGUCCCGUUACCCAAAACCCCUACGACCCCCAAUCCGCCCUUACCACACCAUUUGUCUGGUCUCGGUGGUGAGUUUCUGCUCGCCGGUUUUAUUUUGCAGUUUAAUUUGUCCCUGUGCUUCUUCUCUUCGAAACCCAGCGCUGUAUACAUUCACUUGGGGGUGAUUGUAAUUGGCUAG
This is a messenger RNA of Echinostoma caproni, 1347 nucleotides long. NCBI's taxonomy places the organism in Eukaryota, Metazoa, Platyhelminthes, Trematoda, Plagiorchiida, Echinostomatidae. The record is from the annotation of a GenBank genome assembly.